Lytechinus pictus (painted urchin) is the source of this 3469-nucleotide messenger RNA. RefSeq names its product leydig cell tumor 10 kDa protein homolog. The record is from RefSeq and is a predicted model, not a curated record. Bases 724 to 1017 code for a protein of 97 amino acids. The transcript is spliced from 3 exons. Lineage: Eukaryota; Metazoa; Echinodermata; Echinoidea; Temnopleuroida; Toxopneustidae.
UCUAUAUUUUUUGGGACCUUGGCUUGCACUUGCCCUACUCAGACUCAGUUUCGCCCUCAGUUUGGUUGUGAAUUUUUUUUGGGGGGGGCGGCCUUGCGCUUGCCCCCCCCCAAAAAAAAAAAAAAUAGUUUGCUUGGUUUGUGUUAACUGUUAUUGUAGGCUUUACCAGGAAAAAUAGUUAGGCCAAAGCAACAGAAGCCGGGCCAACUGUUUGAGUUGGUUGGAUGCUCUCUCCUUUUUAGUUUUACUGCUUCAUUCAUAUUCAUUCACCCGAAGUUAUUAGUCUAUUCCUAUCACCUGUACGUAAGAUUUUUUAUACACGCAGGUAAAGGGUCUAAAGCACAAUUAUGUGACCGAUCCGUUAAAAUCGUACACGAGCUAAAUCGCUCGCAACACAUGCUGGUUGUAAAUGUCAAGUUCAUACUCGCAUGAAUUCACGUCACAUACGGUACUUAGUCGAGAGAAAGACUUAUUUAUGUUAAUCUUUAUAUCUUUUCAGUAUGUAUGGUAGUUAUAAUUACCUCUGAUAAUUAUCUUUAUUGCCUUUUACGUCCUUGCUCUGGCUUAGCUUAGCCUUAAUCUUAUCAAUCAUGUGUAAAUCGAGUGAGUCCCUUCCCUUUCACCUUUCGACGUCACUCACCAUGCUCACGUCGCUCCGUUUUCGAAAAAAAAACCAGACCGAUUUUAGAUUAAAAUAUAGAAUAUUGAAGUGACAGUAUCAGGAUGGUUCAAGGAAAGAUCAAAACAAAAGUGCAAGUCCCAGGAAAGGGUAGUCGAAAUAAGCAAAAAUAUGCUCAUCAGAAGAAGAAAGGGCCAAAGAGAGGAGCCAGAUUCAUCGCUCCUAAGAAAGCAAAGCAGAUAGAAGCUGCUAAACUGAAGAAGAAUAUCACAAAGGCAAUCAGCUCUCGGAAUGAGCAAGAAAUCAUUUCCCAGGCUGCCUCUAAAGAACCAAAGAAGCUUUUGGUAGCUGCACCUUCAUCAGGGGGAGGUGAUUCAAAGAAGAAAGGAAAAAAAUGAUCAAGGCAUGAAACUUUUGAAGGAUUGAUGAAUAACGAUCGUGCAUCAAGGACUCUGGGGGAAACUAGAGAGCAGAGAACAGCAUAAUUGGUGUAAAAGAUUUCAGCAAAAUUUUCUUCAAACAAGUAACAUGUGGAUUCAAAACCAGAGAAAUUGAGCAAACAGUGUUUCAUGGAUGGUGAUUGCAGAUACUGGACAUUCAACAAGCUUUCAUAAUAACUCAAGGAGUAGGCAGUUAUGUUGAACUUUGAUGUAAAGAACACUUACAUACUCUGAGAAUCACUCUAGGGGCCAGUUCCACUGAAUUUGUUUAAGCUUAAGCCCUUUUUUUACUCUCCACAUGGAAGUUUUAAUCAGAAAGAAAGAACUUGUGUCAUGGUUGAGUGAGCUUGAUUGGAUUAACAUUCCCUCACAUACCUUUCUCUCUCCCUUAAAUGAAUUUAGUUAAAAACAUGGAGAUCCAAACUUUAAAAAACCCAAAAUUAAAGUGCAUGUAACAUUGUCAGCAUAGAGCCAUAGAUAACAAAAUAACCUAAAUACCAGGAUUAAAAUGCAACUUAAAAAUCUUUUGAAACCAAGGGGGGGUAGCCUCCUGACCAGUAGAAAAGGUGACCACUUUGGUUCUCAACUAUUGGCUUACAUUUUGAAUCCAAAAACUAAAAAUACUCUCAUAUAUGUUAAAGGUCGAGACACUGAAAUCAGUCUCUUCAAACUCAUGUUUAUGCUACUUGUAGGCAAUAUUUCUAAAAGGAAAACAGUUGUUACAAGAACUGUUGAAAAAAAAGUAGAAAUACUGGCUUAACAAUUUUCACUUUUUAAAGAAUCAUUCGCAUAAUAUUAUGUUGAUACUUUCAACCUAUGAAUUGAAUGUACAUAAUAUAUACAGGUACAUGUAACUUUGCUUCUGUCAAAUAUUUUAGGGCCACAGAAAUAUGUUCAACUUUGGAGAAAUUUGACUUGGCAUAAUUCGCAUAGUAUGGUUUCUUAAAAAAAUGCUUCGACUUGGGCGAAUAUUUGACUUAUAGAAGUUUGACGUACUAGGAAGCAAAUUUACCUCUACAUGUACAAAGAACAGCUUGAAAAUGAAAUCACAAAAUAAAUGGAAAAAAAGUAGUGACAUUUCUUGUUUGAGUUAAUUUCAUUAUUUAUUUUUUUUCAUAUUGAAAAUACACAUUAUGCAAGUUGAAAGUUACAUUUACUUCAAUACACAAUAUUUCACAUUAGAUAUUUCAUUACAUAGUAUGUAUCUCAUAAUUACACUAUUUUAUAAAAUCUUUAUUCAGCCUUUGAGGCAAUUAUUCAAGGGCACUAAAAGAUGAAGAAUAUCAAAUAUGUACUCCCUCCUUCAAUACAUGUACAAUAUUUGAUAUUCUUUGAGAAAUUAAGUUGCCUCGGGUCAUAUUGAUAGGCGAAGUUCACUUUAAUGACAAGAUGGUUUCAAUAAAGCCACAAAAAGCACUAAAAAUGAAGGUAGACCGAAAAUCCAUCAAAAAUUACAAAGUUAUUACUUUUAAAAGCUUUGAUUUUGUGAUGUCACAAGACACAAAUAAAUUGCCAUCUUCAGGGAUAAUGAAGAUUGGAUAAUUUAUAGAAGCAUGAAACUGAAUGCACUUCUUUUCUAUGACAAUUGUUUUUCAUGGAAAUUAUGUUUAAAAACCAAUUUUGGGAGCUUUUUGCAUGUGAUGUCAAUACUAACAUUUUAAAUUCCGUAACUGAUAUCAUUUGAUGGAUUUUUGCUGGAGUUAUUGUUCUUUAUAUUCAACCAACUUGAGGCAAGAGGCCCUUUCAGCUCUUUAAAGAAAAAAAGAAUGUGUAUCCAGUGAUAAAACUUAUGAAUCCCUUCAGAAGUAAUACGUAUGGAUGUUUUAGGACAGCAUACCUGCUAGUUUAACCCCAGCAAUAAAUAGGCUAUAUACCAGUACAUAAUGAAGUUGUAUCUGCUGUAACUUACAUUGGACAUACUUAAACAGCAAUUCAAUGUUGGUAAUGAUAAAAUUUGUGUGAAAGCAGAUCAAGAAAAACAAUCGUAUUUGUCUAAGAGAAAUUGACCAGGAAUGAAACAAAUUAAGGAUAAUUAAAUCAAGCUGUUGCCAUACAUGUACUUUAAAUUUAUUAAUAUUACCCAUUCCACAUAUGAAAAUAAAUUACAAAAAUUUAGGGUAGCUAUAUUGAUGUCCACAUUUCAUACAUUAUAUAAUCUUUCAGUGUCCUUACUUUAGAAUAACAAGAUCUUCAAAUAUAUCCUGUAAUAUACAUUUCAUUUAAUUAAAAGUAUUCCUUUCAUGAAAACAAGGUAUUGACUUUGCUCAUAGUCAUAGGAUUAAAUAUAAUUGAUUGUCAUGUGCUAACAAGUUUCUAGCUAAAGGGAAAUACAUUAAUUCUAACAUUCUUGGCCUUGACUCACUUCACUCCUUUAAUUUAUGAUUUUUUUUUAUUUACACAUCUGCAAAAA